Messenger RNA from Aspergillus calidoustus, 532 nucleotides. Lineage: Eukaryota; Fungi; Ascomycota; Eurotiomycetes; Eurotiales; Aspergillaceae. The record is from the annotation of a GenBank genome assembly.
AUGCGAGGUACAUUUCUUCUUACACCGUGGCUCCAUGGAGUCGUUUACAAAUCAAACCAAAAUGCAAUAAACAAGACUAAGUCAAGACUCCUGGCUAGCCUUGUCGGCUCAGGCAAAAUCGACAAGGCGAUUAUCGCCGCUCUUGAAGGCGAUUCCAUUUGGGCCGCUUCGCCGAAUUACAACAUCAGCCCUGAUGAGUUGAGGAUCAUCUCCGAGAUCCUCCUGGGCUCCGAGCGCGAGCGUGACAACGCCUUCGCUGACGGCCUCUACGUGGCUGGGGAGCGCUUCGUCCUCGCUCGGGCAGAGGACAGGAGUAUAUGGGCGUGCGCAGGCCGAAGUGGAAUUGCCAUCGCCAAAUCAAAGCAGGCGAUAAUAAUUGGGCAUUAUGGCGAGACUUCAGUAGCUAGUAACGCAUAUUCCACUGUCGAUGCCCUUGCAGACUAUUUGAUCUCAGUUGGCUAUUGAGGAUCGAUGGAGCGGCGAUGAGGCUAGGCUGUGAAAGUCAGGUUCUAUAGUUUACAAUAAGAGGCAA